AUGGGGAAGCUCGAGGAUAACGAGAGGGUGAUCCUCAACGUCGGGGGCACCAGGCAUGAAACCUACCGAAGCACCCUGAAGACCCUGCCGGGCACCCGCCUGGCUCUGCUCGCCUGCCAGUCGCAGGGCGAGUCCCCUGGCGGCGGCGGAGAGGAACCGCCGCCGCCGCUGCCCGCCCCGCUGCCGCCGCUGCCCGCCCCCAACCCGGGCCCCGCCGCCGGAGCCAACCCCGGCGGCGGCCUGCUGGACGGCGUGGGCGGGAGCGGCUGGAGCCCGCGCGGCGAUGGCGGCGCCUGCUGCGAGUUCUUCUUCGACCGGCACCCGGGUGUCUUCGCCUACGUGCUCAACUACUACCGCACCGGCAAGCUGCACUGCCCCGCCGACGUGUGCGGGCCGCUCUUCGAGGAGGAGCUGGCCUUCUGGGGCAUCGACGAGACCGACGUGGAGCCCUGCUGCUGGAUGACCUACAGGCAGCACCGCGACGCCGAGGAGGCACUCGACAUCUUCGAGGCGCCCGACCUCAUCACCGGCGAGCCGCCCGCCGACCCCGACGACGACGAGAUGGCCGCCAAGCGCCUGGGCAUCGAGGACGUGGGCGCGGUGGGCGCCUCCGCCUCGUCCUCUGCCAACGGCUCCCCCCUCGACGGCCACGGCGGGCGGUGGAAGAGGCUGCAGCCGCGCAUGUGGGCGCUGUUCGAGGACCCCUACUCUUCCCGCGCCGCCAGGUUCAUUGCUUUUGCCUCUUUAUUCUUCAUCCUCCUUUCGAUCACAACCUUUUGCUUGGAAACCCAUGAAGCAUUCAAUACCAUCAUAAAUAAAACAGACCCCACUAUCAACGGCACUGAGGUGGUUCUGCAGUAUGAAAUUGAAACAGAUCCUGCUCUGACAUAUGUUGAAGGAGUCUGUGUGGUGUGGUUUACGUUUGAAUUUUUAGUCCGUGUUGUGUUUUCACCUAACAAAAUUGAAUUCAUCAAAAACCUCUUGAAUAUCAUUGACUUUGUGGCAAUCUUGCCCUUCUAUCUAGAAGUGGGCCUCAGUGGGCUCUCUUCUAAAGCUGCUAAAGAUGUGCUUGGUUUCCUCAGGGUGGUGAGGUUUGUGAGAAUCCUGCGAAUCUUCAAGCUCACCCGACAUUUUGUAGGCCUCAGGGUGCUUGGUCACACAUUACGAGCAAGCACCAAUGAAUUUUUGCUGCUGAUAAUAUUUUUGGCAUUAGGAGUAUUGAUAUUUGCCACCAUGAUCUACUAUGCGGAGCGAAUAGGAGCCAAACCCAAUGACCCAUCAGCUAGUGAACAUACAGAGUUUAAAAAUAUCCCCAUUGGUUUCUGGUGGGCAGUGGUCACUAUGACCACUCUUGGGUAUGGAGACAUGUAUCCAAAGACAUGGUCAGGUAUGCUAGUGGGUGCUCUCUGUGCUUUGGCUGGGGUGCUGACCAUAGCUAUGCCUGUGCCUGUUAUUGUCAACAAUUUUGGAAUGUACUAUUCUCUGGCCAUGGCAAAGCAGAAGCUGCCAAGAAAGAGAAAGAAGCACAUCCCACCUGCACCUCAGGCAAGUUCCCCUACAUUUUGCAAGACAGACUUGAAUAUGGCCUGCAAUAGCACCCAGGGGGAAAUCUGCCUGGGCAAAGAUAACCGACUGAUGGAACACAAUAAAUCAGUGUUAUCAGGUGAAGACAGUACAGAAAGUGAGCAACCACUCUCACCUGUGGAAAGGCUCCCACCGAUGAGACGCUCUAGUACCAGAGACAAAAACAGAAGAGGGGGAACAUGUUUCCUACUGACAGCAGGUGAUUACGCGUGUUCUACUGAUGGAGGGAUCAGGAAAGGAUAUGAAAAGUCUCGAAGUUUAAACAACAUAGCUGGCAUGGCAGGCAAUGCUCUGAGACUGUCUCCAGUAACAUCACCCUACAGUUCACCUUGUCCUCUAAGACGUACUCGAUCUCCCAUCCCAUCUAUCUUGUAA
Molecule: messenger RNA, 1959 nt
Organism: Eublepharis macularius
Lineage: Eukaryota; Metazoa; Chordata; Lepidosauria; Squamata; Eublepharidae
Gene: KCNC2
Product: potassium voltage-gated channel subfamily C member 2
Exons: 4
Coding region: 1-1959 (652 amino acids)
Biological process (GO): potassium ion transmembrane transport; protein homooligomerization
Cellular component (GO): axon; neuronal cell body membrane; dendrite membrane
Molecular function (GO): protein binding; delayed rectifier potassium channel activity
Source: RefSeq, a predicted model, not a curated record